Molecule: messenger RNA, 1155 nt
Organism: Morchella importuna
Lineage: Eukaryota; Fungi; Ascomycota; Pezizomycetes; Pezizales; Morchellaceae
Exons: 4
Coding region: 1-1155 (384 amino acids)
Biological process (GO): fatty acid metabolic process
Cellular component (GO): mitochondrion
Molecular function (GO): trans-2-enoyl-CoA reductase (NADPH) activity
Source: RefSeq, a predicted model, not a curated record
AUGAAGCGCGCCCUGCUGGCGUCUCUGCGCCGCAGCCCUGCUGCUCCAUGCCUUCUGUCCAAACGCUACGUCUCAGCGUUUGGCUACACGCAGGCAAAAGCGCUCGUAUACUCAAGAUACGGCCAGCCAAAAGACGUCCUAAGCCUACACUCACACUCCAUAGCUCCCGCCUACAACGACGAAAUCACCGUCAAGUUCCUGGCCUCCCCAAUCAACCCAGCAGACAUCAACCAAAUUGAAGGCGUCUACCCCUCCAAACCCCCCUUCACCACCGCCCUCGGCACCCCCGAACCCUGUGCCGUCGGCGGCAACGAAGGCGUCGUCGAAGUCGUCGCCGUCGGCGCCAAAGUACCCGACUUCAAGCCCGGCGACCGCGCAAUCAUGCGCAGCGUCGGCUUCGGCACCUGGCGCACCCACGCCUCCGCAAAGUCCUCGCACCUGCUCAAGAUCCCGGACGACAAGGCAAUCACGCCCAUCCAGGCCGCCACCAUCUCCGUGAACCCGUGCACGGCAUACCGCAUGCUCAAGGACUUUACGCCGCUGGAGAGGGGCGACUGGUUCAUCCAGAACGGCGCAAACUCGGGCGUGGGGAGGAGCGCGAUCCAGUUUGGGAGGCUGUGGGGGCUGAAGAGCGUCAAUGUCAUCAGGGAUAGGGAUAAUGCCGACGAGCUGAAGAAAGAGCUUGAGGCGCUGGGCGCAGACGUGGUGGUGACGGAGUCGGAGCUGGCGGACCGGGAUAGGAUGCAGGAAGUCAAGAGGCUCGCUGGGAAGAAGGGUAUGAGGCUCGGAUUGAACUGCGUUGGCGGGAAAGCAACAACAGAUCUCCUCCGGCAACUAGGGCACGGAGGUCACCUCGUAACCUACGGCGGCAUGUCCCGCCAGCCCAUCACCGUCCCCACGUCUCUCUUCAUCUUCAAAGACCUCCACCUGCACGGCUUCUGGGUCUCGGUCUGGUCCGACAAGCACCCGGAGGAGAAACAGGCCAUGGUGGAAGAGAUAUUCGGCUACAUCACCUCGGGCGAAUUCAAGGACACGCCCGUGCAGGAGACUGUCUGGACGCCCACCACAAAGGUGGACGUAUUGAAAGAAGCCGUUGCACGUAGCGGACAGGCGUUUGGCGGGAAAAAACAGGUGUUCAUAUUUAAAGAAGAGUAG